Messenger RNA from Xenopus laevis (African clawed frog), 2184 nucleotides. It is a transcript of the gene opn1sw.L, whose product is annotated as opsin 1 (cone pigments), short-wave-sensitive L homeolog. Gene Ontology annotation, molecular function: G protein-coupled receptor activity. Gene Ontology annotation, biological process: visual perception; G protein-coupled receptor signaling pathway; phototransduction. NCBI's taxonomy places the organism in Eukaryota, Metazoa, Chordata, Amphibia, Anura, Pipidae. Gene Ontology annotation, cellular component: membrane. The record is from RefSeq and is marked provisional.
GAAGUUGUCAGAAUGUUGGAGGAGGAAGACUUCUAUCUCUUUAAAAAUGUGUCUAAUGUGAGUCCCUUUGAUGGGCCACAAUACCACAUUGCGCCUAAAUGGGCAUUCACCCUGCAAGCAAUAUUUAUGGGCAUGGUAUUUCUCAUUGGAACACCCCUAAACUUCAUUGUACUGUUGGUAACAAUCAAGUACAAGAAGCUUCGCCAGCCUCUCAACUACAUCUUGGUGAACAUCACAGUAGGUGGAUUCCUCAUGUGCAUUUUCUCAAUUUUUCCUGUCUUCGUCUCUAGCUCACAAGGCUACUUUUUCUUUGGGAGGAUAGCUUGUUCCAUCGACGCCUUCGUAGGCACGCUUACAGGCUUGGUUACUGGUUGGUCACUAGCAUUCCUGGCUUUUGAGAGAUAUAUUGUGAUCUGCAAGCCGAUGGGGAACUUCAACUUCAGCUCUUCUCAUGCUUUGGCUGUUGUCAUCUGCACUUGGAUAAUUGGAAUUGUUGUGUCGGUGCCUCCAUUCUUGGGCUGGAGCAGGUACAUGCCGGAAGGCUUGCAGUGCUCCUGUGGUCCCGACUGGUACACAGUUGGCACAAAGUACCGGAGUGAAUAUUAUACCUGGUUUAUAUUCAUAUUCUGCUUCGUUAUCCCACUGUCACUGAUCUGCUUCUCUUACGGGAGACUCCUUGGGGCUCUGCGGGCGGUGGCAGCACAGCAGCAGGAAUCUGCCAGCACUCAAAAGGCAGAGCGUGAGGUAUCCCGUAUGGUGAUUUUCAUGGUAGGGUCCUUCUGUCUGUGUUAUGUCCCUUAUGCAGCAAUGGCCAUGUAUAUGGUGACGAAUCGCAACCAUGGGCUAGAUCUUCGCCUUGUCACCAUCCCUGCCUUCUUCUCCAAGAGCUCCUGUGUCUAUAACCCCAUUAUAUAUUCAUUCAUGAACAAACAGUUCAGAGGAUGCAUUAUGGAAACAGUGUGUGGAAGACCUAUGUCUGAUGACUCUUCAGUGUCUUCCACAAGCCAAAGGACUGAAGUAUCAACAGUGUCUUCCAGCCAAGUCAGCCCUGCCUGAACUGAAGAUAUGCUGCAUAAUCACUGCUCUGUGCUCUGUAUAAAGAUUACUUUAUACAUGUUCUCUACAGGCAUUAGUUACUAGCUACUUAUGGUCAUAGUUUGCUACAUUCCAUCACAGAACCUGAGAGCAAAUGCUCAACAGAGCCUUCUCAGUGCAGAUAGUUUGUUGGUGCAAGGAGGCAAAACGGUCAGUAAUUCAAAUCUUCUUUGGUAAACCUGUGCACACUGUAUACAACACAUGAAGGCUGGUUUUGGGUUGAAGUUUCUCAUUCUAAUCAAUUUGACAAAAUCUUUAGUAGUAAGGCUGCCAACCGGUAAACAACAAGAAUCAUUACACCUGCAAUUCCACUGACUGUAUUUGGUGGCAACAUAUUUUUAUGCAAUGCAAAAAUGCUUAAUGUGCUGAAAGAAAAAAAAGUUUUCUUUUACGCGUGCCUAGAACAGUUUUUAUCACAGUUUAACCAUAUGAGCAAUUGUGAAUUAACACACAUAUAGAUUCUAAAGGAUUUUCUUAAUCUGUUUCAGUGGACAGCAACAUUCAUUGGUUUGAUAGCCUGGAAGGUUUUAGUAACUUAAUAUCAAAUCUCUGCUCAGUUGAAGCAGCUCUGUGGUGCUGUACAUAUGUUUACACAAACAAAGUUUUCCGUUUAGAAAGGUUGAUUGAAAUGCCAUGCAACCAAAAAGUUUGUGUAAACGACCCGAUCAGCAAAACUGUAGGGAGAAAACAAACACAAUACAAAGCAUACAAAUCCACAAUACCUUUCUAUUGUGGCCUAAUGUUCCUAAAGGAUUGAGUAGCUCAGAAAUCUGAGCAAAAUAACAUUUAAUUCAAAUAAUAAAUUGGCACCAAUACAUUUUUAUGCAUUUUCUGUUUUCGCAGCUUAUUUGCACAGAUAAUUUCAUCCAGGUUUUUUAGCUAAAGUUAUAAAGUGUGUAUAAAUGAUUAUAUGCAAUGUCAUACUGCACAGAAGGAGCAUAGAAAUAGAAUUCAGUUCUGCUGGAUGAAGGCUUUGCAAUGGUACAAGUGGCAUAAAAACACAUGGCCAAUUGGCAAGUGGGGUUCAUGAAUAUUUAAUUUUACCUCAACAUGAAAAAACAUUGUAAUAAAGACAUUUAUGCAGUAAAA